CGUGAUUUUCAGUCUCUGAAAGGAAAGAGAAACCUUGCAGUUACACGGAAGGUGCGCGCUUAGGAAACGAGAAACAUUUCCUUCAUCAUGGCAGGUGAGGAAAAGCGGUAUAGUGGAUAUGAAAAGGACAUCAAAUUCGUAAGAAGAACCAGCGACAUUGACCCGUGUGAUGAUGAAGCUGGUGUUUUAAGAGCUGUAUUAUCCUGUGGUCACGUCACUGGUCCACAAACACUGACCGACUACUGCAGAGUUCAGCUGACUGAUGGUAAACCGGAGCUGAGAUGUCCUGAGUGUAAACAGCAGUGGUCUUACACUGAAGUGCGUACAUUAGCCAAACUCACAGCUGAAGAACAGCUUUACUUUGAGGAGAAACUGGCCAACAACUCCACUAGAACCACCAUCGACAUCAAGAACUGUCCGGGCUGCGAUUAUGUGCUUGAGAGAUCAGAUCCAGCUAAUCUCAGUGUUCAGUGCACCGUCUGCUCUGCGAGAAACAACAAGACCUUCGAGUUCUGCUGGCAGUGUCUGAGAGAGUGGAAAGGCAAGCGUCCUCGAUCUGACCGAUGUGACAAUGAAGGAUGCACAAACAAUGAUCUGGAAAUGCUCCGAGAAUGUGAAAAUAUUACUUUACCAUCUGUCAAAAACAUUGAAUGUCCUGCUGUUCGUGCUUGUCCAACAUGUGGUUUACUGCUUAACCAUAAUACACAGAAAUGUAAAAACAUUAAAUGCUCUCGAUGUGAUAAAGAGUUUUGUUUUAUCUGUCUGAAACUCACAGAAGACUGUCUGAAGACCAGUGAUUACUUUAUUGGCUGUUCAGAUGGUGUGGCUCCACGACAGACUUCAAUUCCAUUCUGGAGAAAUAAUAAGUUACAAACACAAUGAGAGAUAUGUAGUACAAUGUUGGAUUUAGACUUUAAAAAGUUGCUAUUAAAGCAAAAAACAGUCAAGAACAUUAACUUAUUUCUCUUAUUUUUAACCUGCUAGUUGUUUAAUUCCAGGAAACUUGAUGAAGAACAUUUAAUAAAUAUUGAUGUUUACAAGAAUAAGAAAUCAGGCUGCUUGUUAAUCUGAGUGUUGUGUACAGUUUACUGUUCAGAAGAUGACGCUGUACUUCUCAUGAUGAGAAAAGAAAGGGUUGCAAAAUGUUUGAACGUUUGUUGUUGUUCCGUUGGCUUAGAUAUUGUGGGCUUGUUUUGAUUUUGAAUAAAUUUGUAGA
This is a messenger RNA of Danio aesculapii, 1216 nucleotides long. RefSeq names its product E3 ubiquitin-protein ligase RNF19B-like. The transcript is spliced from 4 exons. The record is from RefSeq and is a predicted model, not a curated record. Bases 88 to 882 code for a protein of 264 amino acids. NCBI's taxonomy places the organism in Eukaryota, Metazoa, Chordata, Actinopteri, Cypriniformes, Danionidae.